UUAAUUAGGGCUUUGAAAAUUCUCUAGUGACAAGUUUUUCCUUUUGUUAGUCAACCUUUUUUUUUUUGGUGUCUUUGAUGUGGUAGCAAACUAGUACUGCAAAUCUAGCUAGGUUUGUUCAGAACAAGUCUGUAAUGCCGAGUCGUCGUAUAGUAUAGGUCUACGUACCAUCCUAGUAUAGAUGUGAUUGUGGAAUAUUAUAUCAAAGCUUUGGAGGAUAAGAUAUAUAGUGACCGUGGGAGUUGAAAUAUUAAUGACGAAGGUGAUGACACAGAUAUCGGGGCAACAAUGCAAGAAGAAAGAAAGAAAGAAAAGCAACGAGAGAGAGAGAGAGAGAGAGAGCAAAGAAAGGCUAGGUAGCAGAAAGAAGCUAGGGUAAAGCACACAAUGGACGCAAAGUCAGUCUGCUGCUGUGUGGAUAUGGGAAGCAAAGAAAGACCCGCACCAGGCUAGCAAAGAAAGAAAAAAAGAAGCAGCUUUUUCCAACCCAAUAAAACCCAAAAGAGAAUCACUUUACAGAAACCAAGAGAGACCACAAGGGUCAGUACUGCAAGGUCCAAAUUCAUGACACACAUUUGACAAAAGAGCAAGGUGAUAGUCAAUCAAUAUUUUGAUACUUUCUUAUUGGGAUAGAACCUAAUAUCUAAAAACACGAGUGAUUUGGGAUAGAAAGAUAAUUGAAAAUGAGAGAUUAUGCGAGAAGUAGGGUUUGGCAGAGAUAUAAUUAGAAAGAACUUGUGGAAUAACAUGAGAGAUAAGGAAGAGAGGGAAAGAAUUUGGCCGCUUAGCAAAGAUUAGGGUAUAGAAAUAAUAUCAUCAUACCCCAAUUACAAUAGACCGUAUAAAUAAAUAAAUAAAUUCUUUUAAGCUACCACAAUUAGGAGAGGCUAGCCCGGCGGUGGUUAAUGUAUGAUGGUGAAAUUGGGUAACUCCAUUAGUACGUACGAUAUUGAUCGUUUUUGAACCAACCCCGUAAUGAUUUAAUCUUGGGUGUCCUCUCCUUGAAUUCUCAGAUGUGGUAUUCCAUAAUUUAGUUGAGUGAUGGCGUGGAUGGUAGGCCGUACUGUGUGGUUUCACAGCAUGAAUCGUGCGGUGGAACGAGGGAAAGAAAGAAGGAAGGAAGGCUGCCCUCUUUCUUUCUCUCUGUGCAAUUAAUCAGCGUCACAGCCGCUCGCUGCAUGUGAAAAUAUAUUUCCUUUCGUUUCAUUUUCAUCCCCACACACUGCGCGCUCUCACUGCUACUUACUCCCUUAGCUUGUGUCAAACUCAAAAGAAAAGAAAAGAAAAAGAAGACAAUCUGCUCUUCUGCAGCUGCACUUCUGCAAUCCCUUGCAUUGCAUACUCUUGCUUCCUUCUAAGUUCCGCCUUAUAGCCUUUGUAGCCUUUUUUACCUCUCUCCUUGUGCAUGCAGCUUUUACUUUAGCUACUGCUACUGCUGCUGCAUCUUCUUUCUUUCUUUUUUUUCACUUUCUCACCUUUCCCUUCUCUCUCUCACUCUGUGGUUGGAAUGUCAAAACAAUUAUUAUGGCAUCAUUACACUAUCAUUCAUUCACUCACAUUCAUUCGUUCGUUCCCAGGCCAGGCAGGCAGCACUAUGCCUGCCCUCUUCAAUUCCCAUGCAGCAGCAACAGCAGCAGUACUAUUCCCUCAUUCAUUCAUUCAUUCAUUCUGGUUUCUGGGUCUACGUUUCUUUUUCUUCCCUUAAUUUCCACGUGUCACUUUUCUGCACCAUCGAUCUACUUAUUACCCAACCCAACCCAACCUUCUGCUGCAAGGCCAAGGCCCCCACCACCGCUGCAGUGCUCUACUCGAUCUCAACGAUGUGAAAGUGAAUGGAUGCAGCAAAUUUUAAUUAUUAUUAUUGAUGAUGCCGCAUAGAUUAAUCAGCUAGCUAUACCUAGCAUCAAAAUUAGUGUUUUCGGGGCACUACUACUCUGUCUGCUGCUUGGUAGCUGUGGAUUAAUUACUACCACUACCAACCAUGCUAAUUUUAAACAUAGCAUAUUAUUAGUAAACCAUGAAUGCAUUAGUGAGUGAAUAGUGAUCAAAAUCAAACACUCGUUACAAGGAGUUAGAGUAAGGUUGUCCAACCAUUUUAUAUCGGCUUGGUAAGUCGUAUGUUUCGACCAGGGUUAGUACACCAGUUAGGGGUGAACAAACACACCCGUAAAUCGACCCAUCCGUCCAACCCGACCCAACCCACCCGUAUUUAUCGCUAAAACAAAGGUUUUGGGUUGGGUGAGGAUUUUCUUUUGUACAACCCGCCUCUUUUGGAUUGGGUUUGGAUUUUGGAUUACACAACCCGUAGAACCCGACCCAACUUGUGUUCCAAUUUUUGGUAUGAGUUCGUAUCCAAAAAAUAUUUAUGUCGUAUAUAGCCCAUACUUAUGAGAAAAUUAAGAUAUUUCGCCAUAUUUUUCUCUUAAAGUCUCUCUAAUCUAAUGCAUUCUUCGACUUAAAGUUUAGACAUAAAUUUAAUAUAGCUAUGAUUUACGUAAUUAUUUUUCUUCUUGUGUACAAUAUUAAUAGAAUAACAUAUUAUGGAUGCGUUCAUUUGUAACCAUUUUAGCCUAUUUCAACAAAUGUCGUGAAAAAAACUAGACAUAAGUUGAAGUAAAUCAAAUUUUAUUAAAAUUCAAACAAAAUUUGUGAAUUUUGAUACCUUUCACCUCGGUUUAUUCGUUUGAAUUUUUAAAUAGUUAUAAAAUAUUUUUAUGGUGUAGAAUAAUUAUAUAUUUUGUGUUGGGUUGGGUUUUUACUUAAAAAUAUCGCCAACCCGACCCAACACAAUUAGAAACAAACCAUAGGGUUUAGAUUUUUUUGGGUGGGUUUGGGUUGAAUAUUUCUCAAACUGUAGUGCAUGGGUCGGGUGAUUAAAAUGUCUAAACCCGGACCACCAGACCUAUGUACACCCCUAGUACCAGUUCAUGCCGAUUUUAGCAAAAAUAUGUACGAAAAUGAGAAAUCAUUAACACUAAUAGAAAAAUAUAUAAUUUCUACAACUUUGAUAAGGAAUAUAACUCUAUCCAAUCACAAUCACGUAACAAUACUCGCAUAGCAUAACUUAAUAUUACUCGUGCUUCUCAUACUCACAUGUAUCAAAAGCAAAACUAUAUUUUUCAAAAAAAAAAAUCAAUGUUGAGGUGAUGUCCAUGUGGCUCUGCCACUGAACAUGAUGCUAUAAAUUUCAUUCGUAUCCUUACGAUAACUUGAUAACUCAACUUUUUAAAUUAAAAUAUAGUUCAAUACGAUCCCCUCUGAAUCAUGUAAACUAAACAUUCGCUCUCCUUUUUUCUAUGCUUUCAACAUUCCUUCCAGCUUGUUUGAUCUCUAAAUCGACCAUCAAAGUACCUCCAUGCUCUACAAUUUUCUAAUCAAUUUUCCAUUUCCAAGCUCCAGUUAUUCAUUCCUCAAAAUUUCCAUGUUCCAAUCACAUAGCUCAAACUUAACCCUUAAAUUAUCGCUUAAAUCUUUUACUUUGAUCACUUCUAAUUAUUGCAUGGCCUGCUAUAUAUAAUAAAAUACAAUACUACAACAGUGACGACUUUCCGUUCUCCCUCUGUGCUGUCGUCCCUGUUUACGCUGUGAAAGCAAGCAAACCUUCAUAAAAAUAAAAUAAAAAAAGUAAGCAGGCAAGCAAGCUGUUAGCUAUUAGCUGUUUCUUCCUUCUCAAUUCCAUCCUUCUCUCACACUCUGUACUUUCUAUGCAAUGUCUGGGAAAGAAAGACACACACGGCCAGACAGAGAGAAAAGGAAAAAUACAAUUUGCUUACUCCAUCUCUUACACCAACUUGUUCUCUUCUGCCAAGUCAAAAUACAAUUUGCUGUUGCUUGUAAAUGAAUCAAAUCAUCCUGGCGCCUAGAUCCGCCAAUAGUGUUGUCCAUGGAGUAGCAUGUAAAGCACUGCUUUUGUCUCGUUUAGAGCUAGAAUCUUUUGAUUUUUUUUUGGGUGGCUUCUUUAGAGUCUUUUAGGGGUCCUAAGUAGAAUUGUAAGUUUAACUAUUUUCCUCCAUUGAUAUCACUCAAAAAUAAAUAAAUAAAAAUCAUGGCCCCGAUCUUUUGUUAAUGGUAAUCAUUUCAUGUACCCAUUUUACCAUUAAAGUUUUGAGACAGUGUUAGGAAGAGACGAAUUUAUUUCAAUAAUUUGAGUAGUUAAAUAUGAUAAAACAAUUUUUUUUAUAUUGGUAAUCUGAUUAUUAUAGUUAUUUUUAGGGUAAAUACAAUAUAUUAGCCACAACUAUUAUGAAGGAGGGAAUUAUAGCCACAACUAUGAAAAUUCAAAUUAUUAGCCAAACGUUAACUAUCUGUUAACAAUUUCGUUAGUAUACUAACUAAAUUUUAUGUUUUAAAGUUAUAAAUUAAAAGCAGUCCGACGUGGUUGCUGUCGUGGUUGAUGACGUGCCCUUCUCCACUUAAAAUUCAAUAACAGUAACUGAUAGUUAGCUAUAUCUUGACCCGCAAUAAUAGUUAUGGCUAAUAAUUUGAAUUUUCAUAGUUGUGGCUAUAAUUACCCGCUUCAUAAUAGUUGUGGCUAAUAUAUCGUAUUUACCCUUAUUUUUAUUAUAGGCUAUAUAGUGUAUGCAUACUAGACAUUUCUUAUAGGAAAAAUAUAUCUAGGAUUGUCAUUUUCAAUUUCUACAGUAUGGAAAUGUAAAAGAGAGCAGUAGUGUAUGCAUUCAAUGGAAGUUGUGGGUAAUAGACAGAGCAAUUUGGCCCCCCUCUCCUCCUAUCUCUUUGUAUAUCGGGUUCUUUGCUUUUGUAUUCCCCUAGCUCAAGAAUUGGUGGGUUUUAAUAUUCAUGGAUAGAAUGGAAUGCAGCUUUCUAGGAAUUGAUCACAAUCCCCACCCAUUUCAGGCUAACCAUAAAUCAAAUUAAAUGCCCACUGCAAAAACCUUAUUGAAACAGUCCCAUCCCUGCAGCCCUUAAAAGUUGUCCAAAAUUAUCCCUCCCCCAUUCCUAUUUCCAUCUCCAAGAACAUUAAAACCCCACCAAAACUGGGCAACAAGUAGACUUGCAGCAUAUAUAUCAUCAUAAACAAAUAAAGAAGGAUGGUUUGUUGGAUUGCAUGCCCUAGGAGAAGGCUUGGAAUUGAAUUAGUACAAAAGGGUUUGGUCCAUCAUCAAACUUUCACAACUAUUGUUCAGCAGGCUCUUCAGGGGCGAUAAAAGGCAUUAAGAUUUUCGAGAGCGUUAUCAUAACUUAAUUUAUGAGCGGCCUACAAGAGUACUUAACGUGCUUGAAAAAUGGGUUUUAGAAAAAAAUAAAACGUAGUUUCUUAGUGAAUUCAUCAACUGACAUAAGUCUUAUAAACAUAGGUGAAAGCUCGCAAUCAUCUUCACCAUUACAACUGUACAUUGAUUGAUGAAGUUAGAACGAAGCAGUGGAUUAUGUUGUUAGCGAAAUACAAUGUUCUUGAUAAU
Molecule: messenger RNA, 5420 nt
Organism: Linum trigynum
Lineage: Eukaryota; Viridiplantae; Streptophyta; Magnoliopsida; Malpighiales; Linaceae
Source: the annotation of a GenBank genome assembly